AAACGAAUGAAACAAGAGAAUCUCGUCUUUGACUUCCUCUCAAGUUUUUCCUUCACCGCGAUCGCACUUCCUCUCGUCUUCAAGGAGCUGGUCGUCGCUGCCUUUCGCUGUAUAUAUACGCACAGCGUAUGUCUCGACGGGCUUCGAUUCUGUUGAGUUUCUCUGUGUUUUCGCUUCUCAAGAAAGACGCGAGAGGCUUUCGGUCUUCCCUUUCUGUCACCUUCUUGUUUUUCCGGUCUUCUCUGAGCUUUCGGGCGUCUCAGUCGUCCCCAUGCGUCCGCCUUUUUCUCGUCUUUUGCAUGCAUGGCUGCGAGCGCGCCACGAUGCAGUUCUUUUUCUCUCUGCGGCCGGCGAGACGCCAGCCGUUCCGUUUUGCAGGGCCAGAACGAAGGGUGCCGGGAGCGCCUCAGAGAGAGACUUCACCGGCGUCUUCUUCGAAUCGCGGCGGAUCUGCGGUGUAUGUGUCAUCAACGGCGGGCGCCAGCGCAGCCGAAGAGAAGGCGGCGCGGCGGCGGCAGAGAGUGCAGAGCGUCUGCGUCUUGAACGCGAGAACAGCAGGUCUGGCGUCUGCUUUUGCUUCAGGCGAGAGCAGGAGGCUCCCGGGAUGGAGACACUCAGGCUCGACUCAGACAGCAGGCACAACACCGGGAGAUAGGGGAAGACAGCGAGAGACGGAGGUCCUCGCAACUCGCAGGAGAAGAGACCAUACAGUCAGAAGCAGACGCGCCGAGAGGCGAAGGGAGGGUGAGGCUUCACCGAGUGCGGAACUGACACAGAAAGAAAACUGUGGGUCCCUCGCCACUCUCAAGUGGACGUCCUUCCAGGGUGAAAGGCCGCAUGUAUCUUCUGUCGGGUCGUUCCUCCACGUCUCUGCACGGUGCGUCUCCCAUCUCGCUCUCCCGGAGUCUCCUCGUUCCUGCGUCCUUCGACGAACUUCUGUUGCGUCGCUGCCUUCGGCUGCUGCAUCGUCUUUGUUGCCUCGCUCGUCUCUCUCUGUCUUCUCAUUUUUGCUCUCUCGGUCGUCGUCGCCUCUGGCCGUUUCCUCCGGCUGCGCCACUGCACGCAACACUGCGGGACUGAGCAAGGCUUUUCGCGCAGCAGUCGUUUCGAGAGACCCAGGACGGUGUUUCUCGUCUUCUUCUGCCGCGGCGGAAGCUGCGCAGUCCGGUGCCCUCCCAGAUGUAUCGGGUUCUUCCUUCCUGCGGGGCUCCUCUGCUUUUCCAUGUUCUACCUCAGCAUCCCCGCCUUUGUCGAAUCCUCUUCCGUCCUCCCACGCCUAUGCCGUUCCUUCCUUCCUCGACUCGUUUUCGUCUUCUUCCUCGUCUUCUUCCUCGCACUCUCCUUCUCAACACGAAGCUGAAGCGUCUCGAGCAUCUGCCGCGCCUGCCUCCUGGCCGUUCCAGGACGCCCUCGACGCCCUCGCGGCUCAAGGUGUACAUACACCUGACGAGCAGGCCCAAGCGCUGGGCUUUGCGUCGGCGCCACACUUGGGUCUCGAAACGCUUCGUCGUCUGUCUCCACUCCAAGAAAAACUUGUGUUCCACUGGCUCCUCACAGGCGAGCCCAGUCCUCCGCGUUCCGAGGCCAAAGACCCUGCUGCGUCCUCCUCGAGUGCGGCAUCGUUUCCUGCUGCUUCUCCGUCUUCAGGCGAGUCCGCCGCUCCAUCCGCUCUGUCUCCCCUCUCUCCGCCCUCGACAGAGGCUUCUUGUGCGUCGCCGCCGACUUCCGCGGGAGCCUCUCCGCCGUCUCUGCCUGCAUGCGUCUUGAGCUGCCUCCACAUCCUCGAGGAGGAGAUGCUUCUCAAAGGUCUAGUUAUUUCGGACUUGCCGCGUCACAUCUUUUUCUCGCAUCUGCGGGAGGCUGCCUUACCGCAAGAGAUCGCCGUUGAAGAGUCCGAGAGGAAGCAGAGAGAGGCCCAGCAGCUCCGCACACACCACGAGAAGACCUCGCGCGACUGGAGAAGCUCCGGGGAUCUCUUUGCCCAGGCGCGGGACCCAGGCGCGGGAAACUCGGGUGUACAUACACCUCAGAUCCAGUCGCGUGCCAGCGGGUCACAAGAGCGAACCAGGCAGGGUGGAGACAUGGCCUGCGGGACGAAGAGAGGCGGCCGAACCGAAGGCGGGCAACUGCCCUCUGAACAAGACGCAGCCUCGCCUCGGAGACAAGAGCUUCUCAACUCUGAGUGGAUCACUGCAAGGAAGAAGGAGAUCUACGGAGACAAUCCGUAUCCCUUCCCGCUUCGUUGGAAACAUCGUUCUGGUCACGGUCCAAGUUCCCUCUCAUCUCCCCCGCAUGGACAUUCUCGCUCUCCUUCCUCUAUCUCCUCUUCUUCUCCCUCUUCUUCUCUCUUGUCUUCUCCCUCUUCUUCUCUCUUGUCUUCUUCCUCUUCUUCUCUCUUGUCUUCUUCCUCGGGGGGUGACUCUGUGGUGUCCUCCGAGGCGUCUCUUCAAGAGCAUCCUUCGUCUUGUUCUUCCGAGGAGCCGCUCUGCAUCUUGGAGAAGAGGCAAAUCAUUGUCGAGCGUUGCGUGUGGGCUCGAAUGUUGGAGGAAAUGGAGCAGCAGAAGUCGUUUCUCGCGGGUGCUGGUGCCGAUCGCUCCGGCGACGCCUCUGAGGCUCUCUUCGUGGAUCGCGGCCUCGCGAAGCGGGUGUGGUACUUUUGGGUCGGCGAGAUGCGAACUCGGAUUGCGGCGCUUCAGCAGGAACAGCAACAAAUGUUGAGUCGUUUCUCUCGGAAGCUCGCACCUGACGAAAACUCUGCUUCUCUAUCUUCGUCGUCUGCUUCCUCUUCCGGCUUCGCGGCUGACGUGGGCAAGAGCGAGAGAGGUGAGUGCGUAACAUCGAAGAAACGGAGAGCCGACAAGGGAGCCGAGGCCGGCGACGCACGCAGUUCGUCUACCUCGACAUGGUCUGCGCCGAAGGCCGACGAGGGGUUGCAGAAGGACCUCGAGGCCGAGAAGACGCUCCUCCCUCUCGACGUCGACGCGACAGUCUUGGCGCUCAUCACCGCGAGGACGGCUGUCCAGUUGAUUCUUGUGCCGACGGCCUCCUCGGCGGUCCUGCCCGGAAAGAAGGGCAGAGGCGACGAGCCGCGGCUUCUCGGCGGCGACGCUCUCGUGGAGGCGCUCGAAGAGGACGUCGAGAGACCCGAAGAACUCAGAGGGCCGCGCGAUCGCGCAGCGACUUCCGCUUCACUCCCGACAUGCUCGGCGGCGACAGAAGAGGACUCUGGUGGAAACCUCCAGACGCUCGAAACCGCAGAACCGCUCGAGACGCUCGAGGCAGCCGCGAAGGAGACGGCAGAGAGGCGGGCGGAGGACUCGGAGACGGAGGAGAACGGGGAAGAUGUGGAGGCGACAGCUGCAGCGUUGAUUCAGAACAGAACUCAGCGGCAGGUGCCGGUCACGCAGAUGGCUCUCGCGAUUGGAAACGCGGUGAACUUGGAGGUCAACGCUCUGCGGUCUGAGAGCUUCUUUCGGGGCGCCGCUGGCGGGAGCUUAUUUUCGGCGUCUUCUUCCUCGCGUCUGGUGCUCCCGCAGCCGCGACUCUUCCGCGAACACGAACUCCUGAAAAAGCGAGCAGAGGGAAAGACCCUCGACCCGCGCGAGUCCCGGGAACUCCAGCGUCUCCUCGCGACUCCCCACAGCCACCACGAGAUAUGGGAUAUCAAGAAGAAGCUGCAAGUUGGCGGCCUGCUGCUCGGCGUCCUUCUGAGACAUGCCUUCGUCGAGGCCGACUACGCCGCAGCGAAACGCGAACUCGCCGAAGAGCUCCAGCAGAAAGAGCGCGAAAAAGAACUCAUUCGACGCGCCAAGGAAAAACGACAACACGGAGAGGCGGAACGCGAAAACGUCAAACGACCCGCGAGGCCUGCGGAGUGUACAGACACCCUCGAAGCGGUGCGGGCCACGGAGUGUACAGACACCCCCGGGGUUUCCGAGGAAGGUGUCGAGGUCGCGACUCAACCUGGAGAGGUCCAGGGAACCCAGCCGAGCGAACAACGGAACAAACCGAAGCGGAAACGCGGGAGGCCAAAGCCUCUGUUCGGGACGGCGUUCGACUCUGAAGACUUCGCGCAUCUCACUGUCUAUCGGUCUAGGCGAUCUUUCACAAAGGUUGAAGUCCCGGCCUUCUUUCAUCGUGUCAUCUACAAUCCGAAGACGCAGAGGUUUCUUGGCGUCAUUCAAAUGCGUCGCGUCUGCUACUCACAGCUCGUCUCGGGUCAAAAACACACUUCUUUCUUCUCUCCUGGAAAGCAGCAGCCGUCUGGACACAGCACCUCGACCUCUUCUCCCUCCUCCUCCUCCCCCCUUUCUUCUGCUCCUGCCUCGUCUUCCUCGCCUUCCUCUUUCGCGCCGCCUUCUUCCUCUCCCUCGCCUUCUGCUUCCGGUGCUCCUCUUGCGCCGAGCAGUUUCCGGACGUUGCCGUCGCCGCCUUCGCAAGUCGCGUCGCCUUCCUUCUGGAUUUUUCUCAAGUAUUUGCCGAUGGUCCUUCCUCCGCUGCCGUGGCAGGACUACUCGCGAGGGGCGUACCUGAUGCUGCGGAAUUCGUUCGUGCGUGCGGUCUCCUACGGCGAAGUCAAGUCGGCCGGUCGCGUGUCUCGAAAAGAAGAAGAAGAGCUCGAAGAGUCGGAAGAGCGCGAAGAGUGCGAAGCGCCGGACGAGAGCGGCGACUCUGCGUUUGCUGCGGACUCGAGUUCAGGCGCUGAGCCCCGCGAGAAAAAGAGGAAGGAAGCAUGCGCAAAGCGAGAGAAGAUCGCGUUCCUCGGAGGCGCGGGUCGAGUGAAGAUGGCCCGAGACUUCCACGCCUACGACACAGCGUUGCCGCGGGCGGUGGUCUCCGCGCUUGGCUCUCAGGCCUGGCGCAUCAACAAGGCUGUGCUCGGCGUGAUGGAGGCUGUGUGGGAGCGCGGCUUGGAGGUCGGCCGGCUGCCCCCGCGAGACAGCGCAGGCCUCGAGGAAGAGAUUUUCCAGCUUCGGCGAGUCGUGAGCAAUCCUCGGAGCUCUGGCACAUCGGCCGCAAGCAUUCGCCUGCGCCACCUCCUUCAGCAGGCAGGGAAACUUCAGUCUGAGCGACCUUCCUUCCUGUUGAAGCUGCAAGUCGCGCGAUGUUUCCAACACCUCGACGCAGUGUACUUUCCCCACAACAUCGACUUCCGCGGCCGCUGCUACCCUCUCCCGCCGCAUCUGAACCACAUGGGCGACGACAUUUGUCGUUCGCUCCUCGUCUUUGCAGAGGCUAAACCGUUAGGGCCGCAAGGCCUCGGCUGGCUGAAAGUCCACAUUGCGAAUUUGUUUGGGGUGAACAAGGUGAGUUUCGCGGAACGGCAAGCGUGGGUCGACGCGCGUCGGGAGCAACUGCUUCAAGUGGCCGAAGAUCCUCUGAAUCCCCGCAGUCUCCACCUGCUGGAACAGGAAGCAGACGAUCCGUGGCAGGCUCUGAGUGCGCUCUUGGAGCUGAAGAAGGUCGUUGCUCACGGCGAGAAGAACAGCGCCCAGUUUCUGUCGGCCCUGCCCAUCCACCAAGAUGGCAGCUGCAACGGACUCCAGCAUUACGCGGCGCUCGGCAGGGACAGACGCGGCGGCGAAGCGGUGAAUCUGAUUGGCGGCGAGAAGCCUCGCGAUGUGUACUCGUUCGUCCUCGAAGUCGUGAAGCAACGGGUGCACGCAGACGCCGCCCGCGGCUCCGAAGGCUCAGGAUGCAGCGGCGCUGCCCCUCCUCCUCCUGAGAGUCGCCUCGCGGCGCUCCUCAUUGAGCACAACCUUCUGCAGAGAAAGGUGGUGAAGCAGACCGUGAUGACGAUUUGCUACGGCGUCACAGCGAUCGGCGCCCGCGACCAGGUCACGCGGCAACUGGAAGACCUGAUAGGGGAGACGGUGGACGAGGCGACGCUCAAGAGUCUCGGCGGCUAUCUGUCCCGCGUGGUUCUCUCUUCGAUCGGCGAGGUUUUCCAGAGCGCGAUGAGGCUGAAGAAGUGGCUUGACGAAGUAUCCAAGACGCUCAAUCGCCUCGGCCUCCCUGUCGCGUGGAUGCUUCCCCUCAUCCACUUCGGCGCCGAACAGCCGUACCGGUCGGGGAAGGCCAUGGAGGUACGCACGGUGUUUCAGACGCACAUCGUGAGAGUUGCGGGCGACGACACACCCACGAGUGCCUCAAAGCAACGUCUCGGCUUUCCGCCGAACUUCAUCCACUCCCUGGACGCCACCCACAUGAUGCUCACAGCUCGCAGGUGUCUUCUGCGCGACCCGCCGCCUCUCGUGCCGCCUGCGUUCUCGCAGUCAGUUGGAGGUGUCGAGACCGCCUGGGCAACCCCGUGGAAACCGAUGGCUUUCGCAGCCGUCCACGACUCGUACUGGACGCACGCAGGAGACGUCGACAGAAUGCGGACCAUUCUCCGCCAGGAAUUCGUACGGCUGUACUCCCAGCCAAUUCUGGAAGAGUUCUACGAAGGACUGCGCGCGCGACUUGGACGCUUCGCUGAAGACCUCCCGCCGCCACCAACCAAGGGAUCGCUGGACAUCACGGAAGUUCUACACAGCGACUACUUCUUCCACUAGGAGAGAGACUGCUGGCCAACAGAACGAAAAAGAGAAAUCUGGUGCGGGGUUCGGUCUCUACAGGGUAGCGGGAGAGCGUUUCGUCCCGAGGUCAGGUUUUUGCCUCCUGCUGAAGAACUGCGGUGACUUCACAAGAAAUGAACGCGAGAGUGGGAACUAGUGAAGGGCGGAUGCCUCAGGAGGUGAAGACUCGCCGAGUGUCAGGAAGCGGUGGCGGAGAAAAAACACAAAAGUGUGAAACGAAGCUUCUUUCGCUCUUUGGGCGAGACCGAAACUCGCAAAACAUGGCGUGUGUACACGCAACGAAGGUGAAACGGAAAGCGUCGCAGUGACAGCUGGUGCCAAGGUGUGUCUCCAGUUUUGAGUUGAGGGGCACUGGUGAAUAUGGGAAGAAUGGGAGAAGUGACUAGAGAAGUGUCAAAGGGGUGUUGCCCGUGUAAGUCUGCGUAAGGCGCCACCAACCUCGAGCGAAAAUGGCAGUCGUGUUCGUGUGAGCAACUCAGAAAAAAAGAGCUCCUUGAACGAUGCGAGGACAUCAAGCAAGAACUGUCGCAGAGCACACGGUUUGCCCGCAUACGUUUAGCCACAGUAGACUCGAAUGGAAAGAAAAUGACAUGCCGCGAAAGAAGGUGAAAGACAUAUGGAGAUGGAGGUUCUCCAUUUGGCGAGCUUUGGACGAGUUUUCUGUCCUGCACUUAAAGAGGUCACCGAGCGCCUAAGCUCCUUCCGGGCUGUGACCCUGGCGUGGCACCCAGCCCACUC
Messenger RNA from Toxoplasma gondii ME49, 7316 nucleotides. It is a transcript of the gene POLRMT, whose product is annotated as DNA-dependent RNA polymerase. Gene Ontology annotation, cellular component: mitochondrial DNA-directed RNA polymerase complex. The transcript has 3 exons. The record is from RefSeq and is a predicted model, not a curated record. Lineage: Eukaryota; Apicomplexa; Conoidasida; Eucoccidiorida; Sarcocystidae. Gene Ontology annotation, molecular function: DNA-directed RNA polymerase activity; DNA binding. Bases 129 to 6554 code for a protein of 2141 amino acids. Gene Ontology annotation, biological process: mitochondrial transcription.